CCUACAAUUUUAUAUUUUUAGCAGCAAAGUAUGAGGACUCUCAUUCCUCCACAUCCUCCCCACCACUUGGUAUUAUCUAAUUUUUUGCUUAUGGCCAUCCCAGCGGGUACAGAAUGGUAUCUCAUUAUGUUCCAUAAAUAUUUGAAUGAAUACAUAAAGAAGAAGUCUCUGAAGCUGGACAGAGCUUCAGUUUGAACCCUGCUGGUGAUGCUUAACAGGCUGUAGCAGUGAGUCACCUCCCCACUGUGAGGCGAAGGGCAGGUUGGCGAUGCCCUCAGAAGCAGAGUGCCUGCCACGCAUUACGUGCCCCCUCGAUCAUCAUUAUCAUUAUUAGUGCUUUUGUUAUUCCCAUCACCCCAGAGACAAGCCCACACCCAUGACUGCGAUGUUGGCGGCUAACAUCUGUUAGUACUUACCAUAACAUGCCUGCUUCCCUUCUCAGCACUCGACAGGCAGUAGCAAUGCCUUAAUCUAACAAAACCCUACGAAAUUGGUACCGUGAUUAUCCCUGCUUUGCAGACGAGAAAGCAGAGAUCGACAGUUUGGGUCACUUGCCCCAAAUCCCAGAGUUAGUGACAGAGCCGGCAUCGCACCCGGGCUCUGGCUCUGGAGCACGGGCCCUCCAUCACUGCGUCGUGCUUCCUGCCCUUACAAGGCAAGUUGGACGACCGCCAUUCCAGAGAAGCAGAUACAAUUCAAGUGGAGGAUCAGGGAGGGGAAGAUGAGGUCGGCUCGGGGCUGGGUAGAGCAUCCCCUCCGAGGCAGCCGGAGAGCACGCCGCGGUGGAAUUUGCUCCUCAUUUUGCAUACUCACGCGGUGCUGGUGAUGGAGCAAAAGGCAUCUUUUGUGUGAUUGCCCAACGGUGAAUGAGGUCAUCUGUCUUUAUCAGUUCUGCCAGAUAAAUAGCUAACUAUAUUUCUCUAGAGGAGCCGGCGAGGUGCUGGGGGAAAAGCAGUUGGGUUCUCAAAUAAGCAGUGGCCAUCACCAUGGACACCAGCCCGGACCGGUCCUUCUCCCCCGGCAACCACUGGCUCUACUUCUCCGUGUACCUCUUCACCUUCCUCGUGGGGCUCCCCCUCAACCUGGCGGCCCUGGUGAUCUUCGUGGGCAAGCUGCGGCGCCGCCCGGUGGCUGUGGACGUGCUCUUGCUCAACCUGACGCUCUCAGACCUGCUCCUGCUGCUCUUCCUGCCCUUCCGCAUGGUGGAGGCGGCCAACGGCAUGCGCUGGCCCCUGCCCUUCAUCUUCUGCCCCCUCUCCGGAUCCCUCUUCUUCACCACCCUCUACCUCACCUCCCUCUUCCUGGCAGCUGUGAGCGUCGAACGCUUCCUCAGCGUGGCCUACCCGCUGUGGUACAAGGCCCGGCCGAGGCCGGGACAGGCCGGCCUGGUCAGCGGGGCCUGCUGGCUCCUGGCUGCCGCUCACUGCAGCGUGGUCUACGUGAUAGAAUUCUCUGGGGAGGCCACCAACGGCACCUGCUACCUGGAGUUCCAGAAGGACCAGCUGGCGAUUCUCCUGCCCGUCAGGCUGGAGAUGGCUGUGGUCCUUUUUGGGGUGCCCCUGCUCAUCACCAUCUACUGCUACAGCCACCUGGUGUGGGUGCUCAGCAGAGGCACCAACCACCGGCGGCGGAGGCGGGUGGUUGGGCUCGUGGUGGCCACGCUGCUCAACUUCCUCGUCUGCUUUGGGCCCUACAACGUGUCCCACGUCGUGGGCUACAUCCAGGGUGAAAGCCCGGCGUGGAGAAGUUACGUGCUGCUCCUCAGCACCUUGAACUCCUGCGUCGACCCGCUUGUCUACUACUUUUCAUCCUCUGGGUUUCAGGCUGACUUUCAGGGGCUGCUGAGGAGGCUGACGGGGGCCUGGGGCCCUUGGAGGCAGGAGGACAGCAUGCAACUGAAGGACAAGAAUGACGAGGGGCAGCCGGGGGAGCUGUCCAACGUAGAGAACAGGAGGGAGACUCCUGGAGGGCUGUGGAGCAGGCUGGGCUGCCGAGGGGCCUGGCGGGGGCUCUCGUAGCUCAAGUCGGGCAGGACCGGGGAGAGGGGGCUGGGGACUGACGUGACUGAGCACCAGGCUGUGCUCACCCAAGCCCGGCUCUCGGUCUCACCCAACCGCCCUCGCUUCCCACCCCCUGCCCCCUAGGGAUUCAGCCCUGGGAAACAGGAGGAGGGCGGGCACCAGAGAAGCGGGAGCCCCCACGGCCAGCUCCUGGGCUUUCCUUAAGGUGACGGAGGAGGAAUCGACAGCAGUGACGAAGGCCUGAGAGACGUGCCAGGCAGUGGAAGAAGCCACCCUUCAGAGCUGUUCCUACCCAGCAGGGUGAGAGUGGGGACACAGGCCAGGCUUCAGGGAGCAUCCUGCUCUCACAGAAGGUUCCCAUUGUUCAGUAAAUUCAGACUUUUAGGGACAUUUAUGAAAAAUUACAGUAGAAAAAUUACCAAUAAAUUUGGUA
Messenger RNA from Lynx canadensis (Canada lynx), 2454 nucleotides. It is a transcript of the gene FFAR3, whose product is annotated as free fatty acid receptor 3. Gene Ontology annotation, cellular component: plasma membrane. The record is from RefSeq and is a predicted model, not a curated record. Gene Ontology annotation, biological process: G protein-coupled receptor signaling pathway; cellular response to fatty acid. Lineage: Eukaryota; Metazoa; Chordata; Mammalia; Carnivora; Felidae. Gene Ontology annotation, molecular function: G protein-coupled receptor activity.